Molecule: messenger RNA, 1663 nt
Organism: Rhipicephalus sanguineus (brown dog tick)
Lineage: Eukaryota; Metazoa; Arthropoda; Arachnida; Ixodida; Ixodidae
Exons: 12
Coding region: 14-1663 (549 amino acids)
Source: RefSeq, a predicted model, not a curated record
CCACUAGUCAACAAUGGCGGACGAAAACAUUUACUGCGGUAGUUGGAAGAUUACAAAAUGCAUAUCACUCGCGGCGGGCACCGAAGUUACGGAGGUCGAAGGCACUGUUUUCACGUUGGACGAAAGCGGCGACCUGUCGUGGACGAUCCCGGACCGUGCAGUCCAGAUGCCUUUCUUCAGCUGCGAGACUUACGAGGUUUUUCUCGGGAACCCUCAUUACAUACGGUUCUUUGGGACAUUUGCUGGACACAUGAUCGAAUUUCGGGUGGCACAUGCGGAUGAAGAUGGCAUCAACCUCAUCUACGAGGGGUGGUGUGUGCUCCAGUGUGUCAAGGCGACCUACACUGGUAUUUGUUCACUGGCGCGAACACUGGUAUUUGUUCCUUUGCUGCAGCUUGCACAGAAAGAGGUUGGUUGGGACGAGCCCUUUUCCUACCUGCCCGCCCUGGACGAGGGAUACUUCUCCGACACUGUCAUCACUGCCGAGGGCGGAAAAGAGUUUCCCGUUCACCUGACCCUUCUGCGGCUAAGCUGUCCAGCCGUGGAGUGGGCCGCAGGCAAGCCCAGCCCACUGGACGGACUGCCCGAGGACGUUGUCGCAGCCGCCUUGCACUGCAUCUACGCCGACUGCCUCCCGCCAGCGCUGACCGAGGCGACGGCAAGGGCAUGCGUCUCGCUGCUCAGCCCGCCGGCUGCCGUCGGAUUCGAGCGGCUCAUACAUCUCUGCGAGCUGUUCCUCCGCAACAUGGCCGUCAAGCAGCGAGUGAUGUCGCUCAUCAACGACAUGCACCAGUGCGCUGCAACGGUGGCGGAAUGCUUCAGCGCUCCGUCGGGAAAUGGAGGCGAGGGAGAGGGCUCGGAAGGCUCCGCGUCGCCCACGGCAAGCCCCGCACGGCUCUGCUACGUCGUGGGUCAGGCGUUGAGGGAGUGUGCCGUGGCGGCAGCCAAGCUGCUGCUCCUGUGCGGCGUGUUCUCACGGCACAAGCACCUGCUUUCUCGAGAGGAGCGGCAGGACCUCAUCAAGCACUGCGUUUCAAGCAAUGCCAACCUGCUGACCGAGUACACAACCCCCGCCUUCCAGAGAGGGAUAGACGCUCUCGUGCAGAAGCAGGUCAUCCACUACGGCAUUCUGGACAUGCACCUCCAGUGGACCUCCAACGACACGGUCGCCCAGGCGUUGACGAUAUUGAAGCGAGUCAAUGACCACGUUGCCACGACAGCGAGUACCAGGACACGGCAGUCCCUAAUGGCCAUCGGCAUGGCCCUUGACGAAUCCUCUACGAAACGCACCUACAUCGUUGACCUUAUCAAGACGAUCUUCACGCCGCACCUGUUCAUAUCGAUGGCGCACAUCCCGUACGGAGACGCUGACAGGCCCGACUGCAUGAUGCUGCCAUCGUCCGUCCACCAUUACCCGGCAAACGUGACGCCGACAUACGGUCACACCAUGAACGACUCCCUGGCUUUGCUGCAGUACCUGGAAAACGAGCAGGUCUUCACGUCCAUGGCCGUCGGCGUCACUAUGAAGGGCCGCCUAUACAGGCCCCGCUCGGACUACCAUCUCUUCAAGAGCUGUACCGCACCCAACGGCACGCAGGACUUCGAGCCAGCCGAAGUAGCUAGGCCUCUUUAUAUAAUAGCGUUUGCACUAGGCGAGCAAUAA